CGCUGAUUUCCGAAUUUUUACUAUAUCUAUCUUUUUUUUUACUAUUUACUUUCUUUGUUACUAAUGUAAUAACUUUUUAUGCAUUAUUACUUUGUCAUAGAAACAUGUUAAAAAUUAAAUAACAACAGUGUCCGUAGUAACGAUAUAUAUCUAUGAAUGUAUUACAGAUACAGUAUAUAAUUUUUAUGUAAUAUUGAUGAUCUAUUUAAAGCAUAACCUUGUAUAAUUAUAAAGUUUAAUUUAUAAGUGUGAUUUUAUUACUAGUGUAAAUAAAUUUAUUUGAGAAAUAAUGACAGAUAUGAAUGAAAAAUAUACAUUUGAAGCUGAAUGGUAUGACAAAGUAGCUAGUGUUCUGAAAAAGUUUUAUCUCUACUAUUAUCCAUUCGAUAAUACAGUUGAAUUGUUUGAUUUAAAAACUAAAAAAACAUUUCUAAAAAGAUCAAAAUGCGAAGGUAUUCAAGCAAGAGAUUUUUAUAUAGGUGGUAUUGUAACAAUAUUUUCACGAAAUAUAAAGAUAACAAAUUACGCAGAUUGUGCUACACAAACAAAAUUACAAAAAAAAAUGCAAAAAACAUUUGCAAUAGUGAAGCCUUGUGUUGUUGAUAAAUUAGGAGAAAUAUUAAAAAUAAUUAUUUCUUCUCAGUUACAUAUUGUAAAUAUUAAAAUGAUUAAAUUAUCAUAUGAACAAGCAAUGGAACUCUAUCACGAUAAAAAAGAAGAAACCAAUAUAGCAUAUAUGGUAAAUUAUAUCGCUUCUGGUCCUAUUGUAACUUUAGAGUUGAUAGGUGAUAGUGCAAUUACACGAUGGCAAGAAGUGAUGGGACCAGAAGAUAGCAAGGAAGUUAUUGCAAAAGCCCCAUCUUCCAUUAGGGCACUAUAUGGUAAAGAUGAUAUUCAUAAUGCAGUACAUGGUUCAGAAAAUGAAAAAGCGGCAGAAAAAGAAUUAGAAUACUUUUUUCCUAGUCCAAAAAGUGGAAAAAAGGGACCAACAAAUACAGCAACAUUAGAAAAUUGUAUUUGCUGUAUUAUUAAACCACAUGCUAUUCAAGCAAAAUUAAUUGGAAAUAUUGUGGAUGAUAUACAAAAAGCUGGAUAUACUAUUUCUGCAAUACAACAAUUUUUUGUUAAUCCAUUUGAUGCAGAAGAAUUUUUAGAAGUUUAUAAAGGAGUUCUUCCUGAUUAUGCUGCUAUGGUGGAGGAAUUACAAUCAGGACCAUGUAUUGUUAUGGAAAUAAAGCAUAAAGAUGAAAAAUUUGAUGUUCAAGCAGAAUUUAGAAAAUUGUGUGGACCUAUGGAUCCAGAUAUUGCACGACAAGUGAGGCCGGAUACUCUUCGAGCAAAAUAUGGCAAAACUAAAGUACAAAAUGCUGUACAUUGUUCUGAUUUACCAGAGGAUGGAAUCUUAGAGGUGGAGUACUUUUUUAAAAUUCUUGAGAACAGCUAAAUAUAUUGAAAAUAACUGUUAUUUAAUAUCUAAAUUAACUUAU
This is a messenger RNA of Apis mellifera (honey bee), 1487 nucleotides long. RefSeq names its product nucleoside diphosphate kinase 7 (gene nmdyn-D7). Gene Ontology annotation, molecular function: ATP binding; nucleoside diphosphate kinase activity. Bases 290 to 1444 code for a protein of 384 amino acids. NCBI's taxonomy places the organism in Eukaryota, Metazoa, Arthropoda, Insecta, Hymenoptera, Apidae. Gene Ontology annotation, biological process: GTP biosynthetic process; UTP biosynthetic process; CTP biosynthetic process. The transcript is spliced from 9 exons. Gene Ontology annotation, cellular component: centrosome. The record is from RefSeq and is a predicted model, not a curated record.